Messenger RNA from Athene cunicularia (burrowing owl), 1026 nucleotides. It is a transcript of the gene SOWAHB, whose product is annotated as sosondowah ankyrin repeat domain family member B. The transcript has a single exon. Gene Ontology annotation, molecular function: protein binding. NCBI's taxonomy places the organism in Eukaryota, Metazoa, Chordata, Aves, Strigiformes, Strigidae. The record is from RefSeq and is a predicted model, not a curated record. The coding region runs from base 1 to 1026 and encodes 341 amino acids.
AUGCCACCCUCCGCCAGGCUGUCCCCAUCGCAGUCCCAGUCCCUGCAGCAGCUCCCCACCAGGCCAUCCCCAUCCCUGCCAAGGGGAUCCCGGGUGCCGGCCCCUAACGGACCAACCCAACCUCGAGUCCUGCUGCUGUACCCAAACCAAAUCCUGCCACUGCUGUCGAGUCCUGGGGUGCUGCCCCCCACCAGGCCACCCCCAUCCCAAUCCCCGCUGCUGCCCCCCACCCAGCCACCCCCAUCCCAAUCCUUGCUGCCAGCACAGGGCCCCACAGGGCCUCGAGCCCCAGAGAGCAGCCCCCCAGCACCACCGCCUGUCUUCAGGAGCAUCAGACGCCAGCUUGCUCUGUUGGAGGCGCAGGGCAUCCCCCCAUCGCUGCUAGAUGACUCUGGGCAGCAGCCCCACACUGUGUCCUCCAAAACCUCCCCUAGGAAUGUCCCAAGCCGGGGGCUGUUGGUGCCACUGGGGCAGCGGGAGCACGCCUGGCUGGUGGCAGUGUCAGCAGGGUGCUGGGCUCGGGUUCGGGGUCUCUUUCUGGAAGAGCCGGAGCUGGCCCUGCAGCGGGACUUCAUGUCAGGCUUCACAGUCCUUCACUGGCUGGCCAAGCACGGCGAUGGUCCAGGCCUGCAGGAGCUGGCAGCAGCAGCACGGCAGGCUGGGCUGGCCCUGGACGUGGAUGCCCGCACGGGCUGUGGGUACACUCCGCUGCACCUGGCUGCCAUCCACGGCCACCAGCUCGUCAUCAAGGUGCUGGUGCUGCAGCUGGGGUGCCAGGUCCAGGUGCGGGACAGCAGCGGGCGCCGGCCCUGGGAGUACCUGGGCAGCUCCACCUCGGGGGAGAUCUGGCAGCUCCUGGAGGCACCCCGUGGCACGAUUAUGUUCCCCACGCAGCCCCUGGCUUGCAGCGUGUCCUCUGUCAGCAAGGUCUCACUACCCGCUGGCAGGGCAGCACUGCCUGCCUGCCUCAGGCCACAGCACAGCCGUGGGGCAGCAUCCCACCACACCGGCAUCGAGAGUGACUGA